UAUCAGUGCAACUUUCAGACAUAAUUCCUGAAAAUUAAUAGUGGAAAUUGUAAAACGAUUGAAUUUUGUGAAGUCCUAGAUGAAAAGGAUCAAUUAUUUUCUUCUCUAAAAUUGGCUCCAACUACAGUUCCCCAUAUAAAUUUCCAGGUUUGGUUUUCAUUUACAAAUGCAAUUCCGUGUACUCGACAGCAGAGGCACAGCCAUUAAUUGAAGUUCGCCCAUAGAUUCAUUGUCGGCAGUUUUCAUAGCCUGCCUACCACUGCACUCUUGGCUGAGCCAAAAUCAUUGAGCUGCAGGCCGCCUUUCUCUGUCCCCAUGGCUGCAGCAUUGCCCUCACUGACCCCACUACUCAUCUUUGCCAGAAUCUUUGGUCUGCUUGUUGCUGUUCUGGUCUUCGUUUGGGCUUUUGUAUUCAGUUCCAGCUUCGGUCAUCCCCCUCCCCGUGAUGACCGUCUCUUCGAUGUUCUGCAUCCUUUGUUCAUGGUAAUUGGUCUCAUUCUCCUCAGUGGAGAAGCAAUUUUGGUUCAUAGUUGGUUGCCUGGUUCGAGAAAUUUGAGGAAAUCUGUUCAUCUGAGUCUUCAAGGGCUAGCUUUGGCUUCUGGGAUUUCCGGAAUUUGGACCAAGUUUCAUUGGGAUCGUGGCUUUUUGGCUAAUUUCCACAGUUUACAUUCUUGGAUGGGUUUGGUUGUCAUCACUUUGUUUGGGGCUCAGUGGAUGAUGGGGUUCCUGAGCUUCUGGCAUUGGAGGGAGGUGAGGGCAACAAGAGAAAGAGUGCUGCCAUGGCAUGUGUUUCUUGGUUUAUACAGUUAUGCAUUGGCAGUGGUAACAGCAGAAACAGGGCUUCUUGAGAAGUUGACAUUGUUGCAAACAAAGAGAAAUGUACCUAGGAAGGGUCCUGAAGCCAUGGUAGUGAACAGUCUAGGCUUGUCACUGGUUUUGCUUACUGGAAUGGUGAUGCUUAUUGCUAUAUCUCCUAAAUAUCCUCCUUCCCUCCCCACCAUCAAACAACAACAACAACCAUUUUUCUCUAAUUCAAAGCCCUUAUCUUCUUAAUUUUGUUGCCUCUUCUGCCAUUUUCUUCUUGUGCAUUAGCCAUAAAUAAGAACUCUUUCCUUUUCUACCUUCAUGGUGUGUGGUACAUAAGAAAAGAUUUCUCGUAGUA
Messenger RNA from Cucumis melo (muskmelon), 1162 nucleotides. RefSeq names its product probable transmembrane ascorbate ferrireductase 4. The record is from RefSeq and is a predicted model, not a curated record. Gene Ontology annotation, molecular function: oxidoreductase activity. Lineage: Eukaryota; Viridiplantae; Streptophyta; Magnoliopsida; Cucurbitales; Cucurbitaceae. Bases 316 to 1053 code for a protein of 245 amino acids. The transcript is spliced from 4 exons.